UGCAUUUACAGACUUACCAUAAUCUGUCCUAUGAACUGGAAGUAGGGGGGAAACAAUUCCGCUAACCUUUCUCUCUCACUGCUUUCUCUCACUACAAUUGCAUUGAGCCCCAUAACCCACCAACGUCCUUUCAAUGGCGGAAGAAUCGGAGAACAAAAUGGAAGCUCUGAAGAAGGCUUACGCAGAGAUAAUACUAAACACUUCAAAGGAUGCAGCUGUAAGAGUAAUGAUGGCAGACCGUAAAGCUCGUUGCUAUGAGCAGCAAUUGCUGAAUUUGAAACAAGACUCCCUUUCUAUGAUGCUGCGUUUGAAAGAUCAUUUCAAUUUUUUGACAAUAGAAACUGAGGCUCGAUCAUUGAAACAAGAAAUGAAAAUUGAAGAACUUGAAGCACAACUUUGUGAAGCUGAGGGAAUAAUUGUAGACCUUAGGGGAGAAUUAAACCAAGUACGGGAGAAAUUGGAGAUCACAAGGCGCAACCAGAAGACUGUGAAUGAACAUAUCUCUGUAAUGGAUAACGUUGUUCGGGAAUGUAUGCCUCAGGUCAGUGCACCUAAUUCUUCUGUUUUGGUGGAUUCCGAGAAAAAGGUUGGAUCUCCGUGUACACUGUCACAAAACAACAAGGUUUUCUGUACCAUCAAUAGUAGUAACCCAUCUGUGAAAUCAAGUUUGAAUCACUGUUGUGCUCCUAGUGAUGACUUUAGUUCCAUUAUAAUGCAAACUAGAGAGACUGAUCUAUGUAGGAAUGGUUGUACUCAGAGAAUUCGUGCAUUCGAAGGAAACUCGUCAAAUGUAAGAUCACCUACUUCACAGUCUGAGAAUAAGAAGUUUCUGUUAAAUGUUCAGCCCACAACAAAUGCUGAAGAAACGAUGAAGCACAGGCAACAUUCGACUGAUAAUGUUGACUUCUCCAUGGAUUCAUUGUGCUCCUCCAAACCUGAUAUGAAAACUGCCAAGAACACUCUAUUAGGAGAGUUACAUCAUCAUAGCAGCUCAUUCAAAGGUCAAGUCGUCAGAUCCCGCAGAUCUGCUCGAAAAAACACCAGAUACAGGGAAGCAAUAAAUUCUUUGCAGGGAACUUGUAAAACAAGACUUCGGUGCUUACGUAAUCCGUUGAAACGAUGCUACAGUAGAAAAGCUGUAGAGAUUCCAAUAGAAAUAGUUGAAAUGGAUCCUAAGAAGAUUAAAAGUUUUCAUGUGACAGAAACGGAUGACUUAAGCUGUAAUAGUGAUCAGGUAGUAUGCACGGCAGAAAGAAAUGAUUCACAAACUAGAGAGCCAUCUAGUUAUAAGUCCUACUUUGCUGAUGAUGGUCUUCAGGAUUCAGUACUGGUUGAUGUGCCCAUUUCUGAGGGAUUCGGCAGCAGUCGUAUAUCAUCUGGGGACAGGUUGAUGAAGUUUACAUUCCAGAGGAAGCGCCGGAAGAAUGUUUUGGAUAAAAUCGAUGAAAAUAGUCCUCGUGAUAGGUUCCCCGCGAAGAAGAUACUGGGGAAUUCACCUAAUAUUGCUGUUGGUGAAAAUUGUUAGUUAAGAUAUGGAAUGUCUGAAGAGAUUUGUUUUUUUCUCGUUCGAUUGAAGCUCCAUAUUAUCUGCUUUACUUUGUGGUGACAUAUACAGUUCACAGCCCUAUACUUGCCUUGUAGUUUUUGCACGUGGGUUGAACUUUUGGUUGGUUAUGGAACAUUAUGACUGGAUAUUUAAGGAAUCUUGUUGGGUAUAUAUAAUGGCGAGCCUAGCUAAGUAGAGCUCAAGCUUAUUCGGCAUGCUAUGGCUUUAUAUUCUUGAUUGUGAUGAGCUUUGCUUUCUUUUCUGGAAUCAUUGGUAAGCAAUAGCAAUUCAAAUUUCAAAACCUUGGGCUACUUUAUCUUAGAUGUUUGUAAUAUUCAAGAGCAACAUAUUCAGUGUCCUAUUGUCUUUGCUGUAUACAUUGAGUAAUCUUUUUUGGACAAUCUGCACAACCCAUUUCAAGUUUUUGAUAUAGGAUUAUAGACUUAAUUUUUACUUA
Amaranthus tricolor (Joseph's coat) is the source of this 2003-nucleotide messenger RNA. RefSeq lists its product as uncharacterized. NCBI's taxonomy places the organism in Eukaryota, Viridiplantae, Streptophyta, Magnoliopsida, Caryophyllales, Amaranthaceae. Bases 134 to 1525 code for a protein of 463 amino acids. The transcript is spliced from 3 exons. The record is from RefSeq and is a predicted model, not a curated record.